Galendromus occidentalis (western predatory mite) is the source of this 4084-nucleotide messenger RNA. Its product is annotated as multidrug resistance-associated protein 1. Lineage: Eukaryota; Metazoa; Arthropoda; Arachnida; Mesostigmata; Phytoseiidae. Gene Ontology annotation, molecular function: ABC-type transporter activity; ATP hydrolysis activity; ATP binding. Gene Ontology annotation, biological process: transmembrane transport. Gene Ontology annotation, cellular component: membrane. The transcript has 17 exons. The record is from RefSeq and is a predicted model, not a curated record. Bases 1 to 3858 code for a protein of 1285 amino acids.
AUGUGCAAACUCUUCGACGCGACCAGAGACAUGACCGAUGACAAAUCUGAGGCUCAGAGCCCUCCGCGCGGGGAGAAGCCUGCGGACCCAAUAAAGAAAUACACUUUUCCCAAUGAAGCUCAGACGGAAAUUUCGCGAGAAUGGCCGAACAUAUGGACUUUCGCUACCUUUGGAAAUUACACACGAGACGGGAAAGGUUCAACCACUAAUGGUCACGAGGGUGAAUCGUCUCCGAAGUCGUCGGAGCCGCCCCCGCGCUCAAUGUUCAGAGUUCUCUCUAGAGCCUUCAGGACUUUCAUUCUCUACAGUUCCAUCUGGGAGCUUGCAUUCGAUAUAAUUCGUCUUCUACCGGUCUACGUGCUCAGUAAAAUGAUAGCUUUCGUGGAAUCAACAGACCCACAGAUUGUGGGCUAUCAGUAUUGUGGUUUACUCUUCGGGAUCAGCGUGAUCGCAACGUGUUCCUCUAAUUGGAUGAUAUAUAGCAAUGGCUCCGGAAGCAUUCAAAUACGUUCGGCCCUGAUCGGCGCCGUUUACCACAAGAGCCUUCUCGUGUCGAGUGAGGCAAGCCAACGAUAUACAGCUGGUGAUCUUCUGAAUCUGAUGUCGGUCGAUAUAGACACCGUUUUCGAACUCAUUCAAUUCUCAUCUUUGAUAUGGGGGUGCUUCGUCAGAAUCCUUAGCUCCCUAGCCAUUAUUUGGUUCCAAUUGGGACCAUCUUGCCUCGCCGGACUGCUUGUGAUUAUCGCUUGCUUGCCUUUCACUGUGUUCCUGGGAAAAGCCACCGCACAAUAUCAGGACCGCCAGUUGAGUGAAAAGGACAAGAGGCUGGAUGCCUUGAAUGAGAUGUUCUCCGGCAUAAAAAUCAUCAAGUUGUUCGCCUGGGAGAUACCCUUCCUCAAGAGAGUAGAGAAAAUCCGUCAAAGAGAGGCCGGCUGGAUCCGGAAAUAUCUCUUCGGCCAAUCCGCCAUUAUGUUCCUCUGGUACUGCAGCCCUUUCUUGGUAACGGCGGCAGCGUUCGGGACUCACAUAAUGGUCGACAAAAGGAACGUGUUGACCCCUGAGAAAGCAUUCGUUUCCUUGUUCUUGUUCAACAAUAUGAGGUUCGCAUUGACUUUCCUCCCAAUUCUCCUCACAAUGCUCCUGAGAGCCAUCGUGUCCUUGAAGCGCAUCGGAAAGUACCUCCAGAUCGAUGAAAUCUGUCGAAGCGACAUCACCGAUAAUGUCGCGGAAGGCGAAGAUAUACACUUCCGGGGCGCGAGCUUGAGUUGGGGAGGCGAUACGCCUGUUCUAUCGGCUUUGAACCUCGCAGUGAAUUCGGGAGAGUUAGUCGCCAUCAUCGGCCGGGUCGGUUCCGGUAAAUCAUCUCUGUUGAGUGCAAUCCUCGGUGAAAUGAAGAAACUCGAGGGUUCCAUAGAUGUUGGAAAUAAACGCAUUGCGUACGUUCCGCAACAAGCCUGGAUCCAAAACGAGAGCGUGCGGCAGAAUGUCAUUUUCACUGGAACCUACGAGCCCGGUUGGUACGAGGAGGUCCUCAAGAAGUGUUGCAUGAAGCCGGAUCUCGAGAUCUUCGAAGCGGGUGAUCUCACGGAAAUCGGCGAGAAAGGUGUAAAUCUGUCAGGGGGACAAAAGCAGAGAAUCAGCCUCGCACGAGCCGUCUAUCAACGAGCCGGAAUCUAUCUCCUCGACGACCCUCUGAGUGCCGUCGACGCUCACGUUUCGUCGGACCUCUUCGAUGAGAUCAUCGGUCCCCAAGGUCUCCUGAAAGAUGUGACUCGGGUCCUUGUGACGCAUUCUGUCACGGUCCUGCCCUUCGUCGACAAGAUAUUCGUGCUCGACAACGGUAAAAUCACACACUCGGGCUCAUUCCAAGAAAUCAUGAGGACCGACGCGGCUAUAAGGUCUUUCCUCGUCGAGCCGAAGCUCCAAAACCAGGAAUCCUCGAGAGAUUCCAUGAGCCAAAUCGACGGCUCGAGGAGUUUGAGUGAAAGUUCCUUGACUCUGGAGCGAGCCACGUCACAUAUGAGCGCAGAUGCUGGUGGCUGCGGUAGGAAAAUUGGAGCUCUCAUCGAUGAGGAGACCGUGGCGAAAGGAUCUGUCAAGUGGUCGAUAUACAUGAAUCUCUGGAAGCUUUUCGGAGCGAUCAACGGUCUAUGUGUGUUGCUUGGGCUCUGCACCUACCGUUUCUUAGAAGCUUAUUCAUCGAUCUGGCUCGGCUACUGGUCCGACGAUGCCAAAAACAUCAUCGAGAGUCAUAACCUCACUGAAGCAAGCUCGGGGAUUUUGGAUGAAAUUCGCGAUGCCUCCCUGUGGCGCAUAUCUGGCUAUCUCUAUUUCGGGGGAGGACAAGCCGUUGCGAUUGUGGUCGCCUCGAUCUUCCUCGCCGUCGGGUGCCUCGCAGCUUCCUCGAAACUCCACUCUGAAAUGUUGUGGUGCAUCAUGAGAGCUCCGAUGCGAUUCUUCGACUCAACGCCUAUCGGACGAAUGGUGAACAGGUUCGGGAAGGAUGUCAACGUUUUAGAUCUGGAACUUCACCUCCAUCUCGAUGGCUGGUUGGAUUCUGUGACCCAGGUCAUAGCUACGGUGAUCUUGAUCAGCAUCGAGAUCCCCAUGUUUCUCUACGUGGUGAUUCCAAUAGCCUUCGUCUACUUCAUCCUGCAGAGAGUCUAUGUCGCCGCCGCUCGCCAGUUCCGCCGACUCCUGUCGACCACUCGGUCUCCCGUUCUCAAUAACUUCUCCGAAACCAUCAGUGGGGUUUCGACCAUCAGAGCAUACGGUGCCGAAGAUUACUUCAUUGAAAAGUGUCGUAUCCGUUCGGACCUGUGUCAAAACUGCUAUCUACACUCCAUCAUCGUUUCAAGAUGGGCCGCCAUUCGGAUCGACAUGUUGUCUACCAUAAUAACGACCAGCAUAUGCUGUCUGGUCGUUUUCUAUCGGGAAUCAAUCAGCGGUGGAGUUGCUGGAUUGAUCAUCUCGUACUCUCUGCUUUUCUGCGACGCUGUCUCUUGGAUGAUCAGGGUCGCCACUGACGUUGAGAAGGCUGUCGUCGCCGCGGAGAGAAUCAAAGAGUACACUCAGAUCGAAAGCGAAGCCCCCUGGCAGGUCGACAAAGGUCCAGUGCUUGAUGGGAACUGGCCGCACAAUGGGGAAAUCAGACUGAUAGACUUCAGCACAAGAUACAGGGAAGGCAUGGAAGAAGUCCUGAAGAAGAUCAAUCUCGAAAUUCACUGCGGCGAGAAAGUCGGUGUCGUAGGUCGGACCGGAGCAGGAAAAAGCUCCUUGACGCUGGCGCUGUUCAGAAUAAUCGAAGCGAGCCACGGAAGAAUAAUUAUCGAUGACGUGGAUACAUCUCAACUGGGGCUCCAUGAUCUCCGGGGGAGGCUCACCAUGAUUCCGCAAGACCCAGUGCUGUUCAGAGGGAGUAUCCGUUCGAAUUUGGAUCCGCACGACCUCUAUACAGAUGAACAAAUAUGGGCGGCUCUCGAGAGAGCCCAUUUGAAGAAGAACCUGUCGAGGCUCGACUAUGAAGUCGCUGAAGGUGGAGGCAAUUUUUCUCUCGGCGAGAAACAGUUGAUUUGCUUGGCUCGGGCUCUGCUCCGGAAAUCUAAGAUUAUCCUCUUGGACGAAGCCACGGCAGCCGUGGACGUGCAAACCGAUGCGCUGAUCCAGGACACAAUCAGAAGGGAUUUCGCUCACUCUACCAUCAUCACCAUAGCUCACCGGUUGCAUACAGUCAUCGACUAUGACACGAUUGUUGUCUUGAGCCAAGGCCGGAUUGUCGAAGUCGGAAAACCCAAAGAACUGUUGAAGGAUCCGAAAUCUCACUUUCAUACGAUGGCCAAAGAUGCCGGCUUGGUAUGAAGUCAAAAGCGGAAAUCUUCGACCACGAGCCUUCAUCGCCGACUUCUGACGGCAGAAUCCUCGCCCGAAUUCCAAUCUCGCAAGGGAGCUUCCGUUUCUUAUUUCGAUUCCGGAGAUAUCUUGAUCGGAAUGAUGCAUGCAAAUCAUACUCCUUCGUAGAAGGGAGGAAAACGGUCGUGAUGCACACUCUGCGAUUCGCUGGAGUCUAGAGGAGCUUAUGCCCAAA